Molecule: messenger RNA, 1303 nt
Organism: Hirundo rustica (Barn swallow)
Lineage: Eukaryota; Metazoa; Chordata; Aves; Passeriformes; Hirundinidae
Gene: NGF
Product: nerve growth factor
Exons: 2
Coding region: 396-1205 (269 amino acids)
Biological process (GO): nerve growth factor signaling pathway; memory; regulation of neuron differentiation
Molecular function (GO): growth factor activity; nerve growth factor receptor binding
Source: RefSeq, a predicted model, not a curated record
UCCUGAGAUGAGCAAAGGGCUCUCGGAGAUGAUUUUCUAAAGGACCCAUUCAUCGGGGAGCCGGGAGUUUCACUCUGGGAGCCCUCAUCUUUAAAUUGAGGGCAAGGAUUAGGAUGCGGGGUGGAAAGGCUGAGGACAAAACAUCCCUCGCACGGGCUUUCAGUCGCUGCCAGCGGCACCGCCGAGCCGGAGCCUUCUCCGGGCGUUCUGCGAGCGCGCUCACACGACCAGCAGCGCUUUGAAACUUUCACUGCACAUCUGUGCAUCCCUGCCUGCGCUCGGCAGCGAGCCAAGGGCUGAAUUCCUGCGAGUCCGUGCAGCUCCCACACGUCCACAGCGCUAGGACCCAGAGGGAGCCGGAUCGCUGUGAAUCAGAGAGGAGCCCCGAGCGCUGAAUGAGGCUGCGACGGCAGCGGGCAUGUGAAUGGCUCUGCGGGCUGGCCACAGGGGCCGAGGACAGGGGUGCCACGGAGAGCAGAGCAGCCUGGACACCCCUCGGGCAGCGCCGAGCCCCCGGCCAGCAGCGCUCCGGCUCUGAGGCGGCUCCCAAGUCAGAGGACAAUGCUCCACUGGAGUAUCCUGCGGAACACUCCCUGCUCAGUACCCGGAGCGACCGACACCGCAUUGCCCAGGCGGCUCCGCACACAUCCCACGGCCACGCCACGUGGAGCCUCGGCAGGAGAGAAGCUGUAAACAUCACCGUGGACCCCAAAAUUUUUCGGAAGCGGCGUUUCCGGUCUCCCCGCGUGCUGUUCAGCACGCAACCCCCGCCGGUGGCCGGGCAGGGCCGGAAUUUGGGAUUUCUCAGCGGCGCGGGGGCUCUCAACAGGACUGCCAGGAGCAGGAGGAGCACGCACCCCGUGCUGCACCGCGGGGAGUUCUCGGUAUGCGACAGCGUCAGCAUGUGGGUCGGGGACAAAACCACGGCCACCGACAUCAAGGGCAAGGAGGUGACGGUGCUGGGCGAGGUCAACAUCAACAACAACGUCUUUAAGCAGUACUUUUUCGAGACCAAGUGCAGGGACCCCAAGCCGGUGUCGGGCGGGUGCCGCGGCAUCGACGCCAAGCACUGGAACUCGUACUGCACCACCACCCACACCUUCGUCAAGGCCCUGACCAUGGAGGGCAAGCAGGCGGCCUGGAGGUUCAUCCGCAUCGACACCGCCUGCGUCUGCGUGCUCAGCAGGAAGGCGGCCAGGCCCUGAGCCCGCGCCCUCCGACCCCCCUACCUCAGCCUGUAAAUUAUUUUAAGUUAUAAAGGACUGCAUGGUAUAUUUAUAGUUUAUACAGUACAGAAAGAACC